This is a messenger RNA of Musa acuminata subsp. malaccensis (wild Malaysian banana), 2529 nucleotides long. RefSeq lists its product as uncharacterized. The record is from RefSeq and is a predicted model, not a curated record. NCBI's taxonomy places the organism in Eukaryota, Viridiplantae, Streptophyta, Magnoliopsida, Zingiberales, Musaceae.
UUCCGACCGUAGUGCGCGGACGAAGCGUUCUUCGUAUCGAAACGCCGUGGCACUCGGAGAGGGUUGCGGUUUCCUCCUCUUCUUGACGAAGAAACGCGAGAUCAAGAAGCUGAGGCAAUCCCUAACGCAAUAGAAGUAGAAGAAGAGAGAGAGAGAGAGAGGAUUGCGGUUUCCUCCUCUUCUUGACGAAGAGCGGGAGAUUAAGAAACGGAGGUAAACCCCAAUGCAAUAAAAGAAGAAGAAGAAGAAGAAAAAGAAGAAGAAGAAGAAGAAGAGAGAGAGAGAGAGAGAGAGAGAGAGAUUCCGCUGGAUUAGAGAUCGGAGGCCACAUGGCGAAGGGAAAGGACAUCUUCUUCGAAAGCAUCUUGCGGGAGAACACCCUCAAGUCCAUCUUCAGCGGCCGGCGUCGGAAGCGCACCGGGGUAGCGGAGGACGUCGGCAACCCCAUCCCCCAGCUCUCCUCCUUCGCUAACUGCGUCGUCGCCCGCUGUUCCAGGAUUCUUCACAUUUCAAGGGACAAAUUGCAACAAUCUUUUGAGACCGAAUUUCCUGAUCGUGUCAAACUUCCUACUACAUAUGCAAGAGACCUAUUUGAAUAUUGCUGUUUCAGAACUUUUCAUGCGGUGAUCAAGAAUCCAGAUUAUUUGGCCGAUAAGGAGUUCCGCCAGUUAACUUUUGACAUGAUGCUGGCUUGGGAGUCCCCUGGAGCAUGCAGCGAAUCCAUACCCAAAGAAUCUAAUACUUGUGACCAUCUGGUAGUUGAAGAAGAGCAUGGGGUAUCAUUUUUUUACAUUAGUUCUUCAUGUCUGGCUGCUCAGGUAGAUGAAAGGAAGACUGUUGGAUUGAAAGCUUUUGCACGAAUAGCUCCUGCCUGUCCUGCCAUUGCUGACUCAAUAACUGUGCACAACUUGUUUGACGCAUUGACUUGCUCAUCAGGGGGCCAAAUGCAUUUUUUCAUAUAUGACAAAUACCUCAAAAGUCUAUACAAGGAAAUUAAAUCUUUAAAAAAUAUUAUGGGCUCAUUGAUUGCUUCAAACCUUCACCUUUCUGAUGGAGAAGUUAUUUUAGAAGUUGAUGGUGUAAUGCCCACUCAACCUGUUCUACAACACAUUGGAACAUCUGCAUGGCCAGGACGAUUGACGUUGACAACCCAUGCUCUCUACUUUGAAUCAUUAGGAGUGGGUUAUGAUAAAGCUGUCAGAUAUGAUCUGGCAACAGACCUAAAGCAAGUGAUAAAGGGUGAUCUGACUGGACCUCUGGGUGCUCGCCUCUUUGAUAAAGCUGUGAUGUACAAGUCAAUAUCUCUAGCAGAACCCAUUUAUUUUGCAUUUCCUGAAUUUAAAGGCCAUUCACGGAGAGACUACUGGCUGGCAGUUGUUGGUGAAGUGUUGCAGGUGCACAAAUUUAUUAGGAAGUAUGAUCUUGAUGAAAUUCAGCAGAUGGAAGCUCUUUCAAAGGCCAUUUUAGGCAUCUUCAGAUAUCGAGCUUUAAAAGAAGCAUUCCAUAUCCAUCCUCCUCGUUUUAGGUCUAUACUUGCUUUUUACUUAGCUGAGAAACUCCCAAAAGGAGAUAAGAUCUUGGAGGCUUUAUAUGAUUAUUUAAAACUGCCAGCUGAUGGAAUCCAGAGCAUUAUUGUCAAUUCAUCAUCUGAUACGAAUUUACAUGUUUGUCCUUUACCAUUUUCAUUAUACACAGUCACCAAAAUGGGCUUCACACUGAAAAUGGAAGUGGUAGAUGGUAUCGAGGAAAAAUACAUCCUUGUUGGUGAUGUUUGUGUUGGUUCGACAAGUUCUCUGGAAACUGCUGUAAAGGAAUCGUUCUGUUACUCUGAAAUAGCUGAAGCGGCACGUGCAACGGUGGACCAGAUGAAAGUCGACGGCAUCGAUACAAACCUAGCUGUAAUGAAGGAGUUGCUGUUCCCAGUUCUCGAGUCUACCAAGUUGCUUCAGCUUUUAGUUAAAUGGGAAAAUCCUUUUAAAUCAACUUCGUUCUUGGUUGUGAACCUUUACGUUGUUUACAGGGGUUGGGUCAGAUACGUUUUAUCUUGCAUAUCCUUAUCUCUGGCUCUUCUCAUGACGUGGCACAAGUUCCGCAGAAAACGGAAACCUGUGCAGGUGUUUCACAUCACGCCUCCCCCUUCCAAGAAUGCUGUUGAGCAGCUCUUAGUUUUGCAGGAUGCCAUCGCCCGGUUGGAAACUAUGGUUCAGGCAGGAAACAUCGGACUUCUUAAGCUAAGAGCUCUCCUAUUCGCGGCAAUUCCAAAGGCAACCGACGAGACGGCGCUCACCCUGAUCGUGGCGGCGACAUUGGUUGCAAUUGUGCCUUUUGUGCAUUUGAUGGUGUUAUUGGCGGUGGAGGCCUUCACCAGGGAGAUGCCGCUGAGGAAAAAGAGUAGUGAGAAGCUGAGGAGGAGACUGAGGGAGUGGUGGGCUCGUAUUCCGGCGGCCCCUGUUGAGCUUGUCAGGCACCAGAUGGAAAAACCACACAAUUUUUCUUCGCAGGAGAAAGCUUCAUGAUGAUAUAUAUAUU